UGAUCACUCGCCCCAGCGUAAAUAACAACAACAUUGAUCACUCGCCCCAGCGGAAAUAACAACAACAUUGAUCACUCGCCACGGCGGCCUGCGGUGCGCAAUCUCGUGAAAGUUGAACCGAGUCCCAAUCGUUUGCAGGAGAAUGUUGCCGCAGUGUUGUGUUGUUGUCAAUUCCCCCGCACCGCCGACGAUCACCGUUGGUUACGUACGGCGCGAAAGAAGUUCAGCGUGUACUGUAACAACACGUUGAGGGUUGUUUGGCCAGCUGCGGUUUUAAACAGGGGCUCAGGGAUUCUUAUCGUCGCUCACCAGUGGGCCCUUUGUGACUAGUUGCGAGGGGGGGUUCGUCGUGAUUGUGUGACCGCGUGAUGCGUUCACGCGCCGCGACCCGGAGCCGCCCUCGCAAGCCCCGCGAGAGAUUCACAAAUUCUCCCCCAGCCCACCCACCUCGCUCCCUCGCGUAAACCCCGUAACUCACGGGGGACCGACAUCUCUUUCGAGGGGGUUUCAUGUAAUUAUCGGACAGCGAUCGGGCUGCCUCUGCACGGGAAUCGAGCGAGCGGCCGCGGGGGGCCCGUGCGUGGGAGGCCGUCUCUGAGCCCGCGGUGCUCCCGGGACCCACCGGGGGGGGGGCGCGUGUGGGGUGGGUGAGGGGCACUGAGACUCGGGGGUGCCAGGCACGAGCCGUGGGGCCCGGGAUCGUCGGCCGGCUCCGCGGCGGGGGCCCGGGUUGGUUUGUCGCCGUGAGGCCCGGCAGGAUGCGGAAGCUGCGCGCCGCGCUCGUUGACCUGAGCGGAACGCUCCACGUCGGGGACGCGGCCGUGCCCGGCGCGCAGGAGUCUCUGCUCCGGCUGCGCAAGCUGCCCUUGAGCAUCCGGUUCGUGACCAACACCACGAAGGAGUGCCGGCGCGACCUGCACGCACGCCUCACGCGCCUCGGCUUCGCCCUGGAGCCUGAUGAGAUCUUCACGUCGCUGUCAGCAGCGCGGAGCUUGCUGGAGGUGCGGGGCCUGAGGCCUCUGCUCAUGCUGGAGGACUCGGCCCUGGAAGAUUUCCAGGGUGUGAACAUGGCUGAGCCCAACGCGGUCCUGGUGGGGCUCGCGCCGGAGAGGUUCCACUAUGAGGCCAUGAACGAGGCCUUCAGGCUGGUGCUGAAGGGUGCGCAACUCGUGGCUGUGCACAAGGCGAGGUACUACCGGCGCGCUGACGGGCUAGCGUUGGGGCCUGGCCCCUUCGUGGCGGCGCUGGAGUACGCAGCGGGCGUGCAGGCCCUCGCCGUGGGGAAACCGGAGGGGCCCUUCUUCCUGGAGGCCCUGCGGGGCCUGGACUGCGAGCCACACCAGGCCGUCAUGAUCGGAGAUGAUGCCCGGGAUGAUGUGGCGGGAGCACAGCGCGCCGGCAUGAGGGGCAUCCUGGUGAAAACCGGCAAAUACCGCGACGGGGACGAGAGCCGUGUGGAUCCGGGGCCCAACCUCACCUGCUCCAGCUUCACUGAUGCCGUGCAGGCGCUGGAGGCUGAGUUCCGUUUAUGAGUAGGAGGGGAUGAGGGAGGGCGUGGGGGGUGUCGAUUUGGGAGGAGGGCAAGGAGGCACAGGGCAGGAAGGUGCUCGACCACCAGAAAACAGGUGGACGUCCACCCUCGCCCUUAAGUCGCACAGCUCCAUGCGUUGACCAGAGUGGUGAGUUUGGCCCAGGGAAGGUGAUGCCCUCCUCCCCCGGGACACUGCCCCCCAUGAAGAAGACGCAGCCAAGAGGUGACCCUUGUCUCACCCAGCCAGCCAUGGCCAUUUUCAUUCCCAGCGGAGGUGAUCACGGGGUGACCGUAACAAUCACUAGUGGACAAUGGCCUCCCAACUCUAUGGAAAUCAUGGGGGUGGUCAUUUGACCAUACUUCACCAUGCUGGUCACUGCAGGUUGGUGCAGGAGGGGGAGGGGCAAGAGUACUGGUUCAGAUAUAACUAAUCGCUGGGGUAGUCGUGGCCAGGGACUGAAUUGGGAUGCAGCGCGGUGUAACAGCUGCUAGCGCGCACACCCUGUGCAGCACAAAAACAACUGCCAUUUGCCAACAAGUGGCGGUAAUGUCACCACAGCGCUUGUGCCAGGCUAUGUGCACUUUAAGGCCACGUGAAGUGCAGCACAGAGGCUUUCGCUCAACUGUGGAUGGCUGGUAGGCUGUGAACUCUUGUUGUAAGUGUGAAUUUAUAAUUUUUAACUCAUCGAGUCUCACGACUCUUUUUCAGAGAGGGUCUUGCCGAGUUUUCACAAUCAGAAUAAGAAUAUUUAUUGAUACUGGAGGAAUCCGAUGAGCUUUAAAGCUCUUUUUCACAGAUGUCCUUUCGGAGCAGGUCUGAACUGUUAAUUACAAUUGAGUACAUUCGAUGGGUACAUUUUUUAAAGUUUGGCAAAAUAUAGAACGACACAAUAAUGACCCUACUCUUGCGAUUAACGUUACGGGAUCUUUAACAUCUACUGCGAGUGAAGCAGAUGGCAGUAUGUGUAUGGUUAAUACACACCUGCAGUAUUAACCAUAGUGGGCCACUGGAUUCUAACCACCAGCUGGAAGUGUCACCGCCUUUCUCGUUGUCACGUGUUCCCUCCCUUCAAUAAACUGGUGCCCUGCCAGGGCCAUAGCUGUGAA
Messenger RNA from Lethenteron reissneri (Far Eastern brook lamprey), 2638 nucleotides. It is a transcript of the gene HDHD2, whose product is annotated as haloacid dehalogenase like hydrolase domain containing 2. Lineage: Eukaryota; Metazoa; Chordata; Hyperoartia; Petromyzontiformes; Petromyzontidae. Gene Ontology annotation, molecular function: phosphatase activity. Gene Ontology annotation, cellular component: cytoplasm. Gene Ontology annotation, biological process: dephosphorylation. The record is from RefSeq and is a predicted model, not a curated record.